AUGACUGAUGAACAAGUCCAAGGUUCCCAAAGGGACACAACCAUUGAGGAAUUGAAACAACAACGUGGCUCGUCAAAGGGGAGGCAUGGUUACAUACAAUGCCCCUCAAAAUAUUCAUGUAGAUUUUGUAAACAACGUCAUCACUCGCUUCUUCAUAAGCAAUUAGAACCAACCUGUCCCCAGAAAGAAGAAGAACCGUCAUCAUCAUCUGCUGCUACACAUAGCACCUUUCAAAACAAACCCAGUCCCCAAGUGAGUGCUGUUAUUCUUGCUACUGCAUUAGUAUUGGUUCGUGACUCAGAGGGAAAAUAUCAAUUGGGCCGUGCUCUGCUUGACUCUUGCUCUCAAGUUAACUUCAUAAGUGAGACAUUAUGCAAAUCUCUUAAUCUCAAGAAAUGCACAAAUUCAACAGAUGUCUCUGGAGUUGGCUCUUCGAAGUUGAGAGUCACUCAUAAAACACAAACGACAAUAAGAUCUCGUCUUAAUAACUUCAAUAUGUCAUUAGAGUUCCUGGUUUCUCGCAAUAUAACUGGUUAUCAUCCUGAUGAGAAUCUUUCCGUUAAUGAUUUCAAUUUGCCCUCCAACAUAGAGCUAGCUGAUCCAGAAUUUCAUCGUCGACGAGGAAUCGAUAUUUUACUCGGAGCAGAAUCAUUCUUUUCGCUCUUAUCCGUUGGUCAAAUUAAAUUUGGAGAAAAUUUGCCCACUUUACAAAAAACUCUCUUGGGAUGGAUUGUCUCUGGAAAGUAUACAAGUCAAACGGCAAUAUCAUCACAAAGGUCUACUUACUCCAUUGUACAACACAAAGAUAUUUUCCAAGAGAUAAAUAAAAAUAUUGAAAUGCUAUGGAAAAUUGACGUCGUUGAAAGCAAAUGCCAAAAUAUGUCCCGAGAACAAAAAGUAUGUGAAGACCAUUUUGUGAAAAAUGUAUCAGUUCAAUCGGAUGGACGCUUAAUGGUGAGAUUACCCUUUAAAGGUGACCCAAAUGUGCUUGGCGAUUCACGAGACAUUGCCCUGCGUCGUUUCUUUUCCAUAGAGAGAAAAUUGAACAAAAACCCUGAAUUAAAAGAGGAUUACUCACAAUUUCUUAAAGAAUAUGAGGAAUUGGGCCAUAUGUCUCAGGUGGACGACACUAAUAUUUCAGUUCCCAACUAUUACAUACCACAUCACUGUGUUCUUCGCCCCAGCAGUGUGUCGACCAAGUUGCGUGUUGUUUUCGACGCAUCAUGUCGAACCUCUUCACAAACAUCCCUGAAUGAAAUUAUGAUGGUGGGUCCAACAAUCCAGAACAAUUUAUUAAUUACUCUGCUUCGUUUCAGGUGUCAUCGUUACGGAAUGACAGCUGAUAUCGUCAAAAUGUAUCGUCAGGUUUUGGUUCACCCUGAGGAUAGACAACUUCAGCUUAUACUGUGGAGAGAUGACUCCACCAAACCGAUAAAAACAUUUGCCCUCAACACCGUUACAUACGGGACAGCUUCGGCACCAUAUCUCGCAAUUCGAAGCCUACAUUAUGCCGCAGAACGUUUUCCCAACCCAUACGAAGUAGGAAAAGGCAUAAUCAUGAAUGAUUUUUAUGUCGACGAUAUGGUUACUGGAGCGGAUGACCUUGUAUCUUUAAAACGCAUUAAGAACGAAGUCACCGAAAUUUUAUCUUACUCGAAAUUUUCACUCUCGAAAUGGCAUAGCAAUUACCCAGGUUAUGUCUCAAGUGAAGAUGAAGUAAAAGAAAUGAAGCUAAAUGAUGACGUCACAAGUACUUUGGAAAUGCAGGCUCAGGGUAUAUUAGACAUCGUCGCCAAUGACGAAGUAAAUCACACUCACGUAAUGCUAAUCAUUGCAUUUAUAUCAUCAAUGAUAUCAUCCUGCCAUCAUCGGCAUUGUUCACCUGCAUUAUCCAACAUAAAGUCAUCAUCAGCCAAAACAAGAAAAAGUGUCACUUCAUCUUCGUCGUCGGCGUCGUGGUACUGUAAAAUUGCAGAUGGUGUUGUUAUAGGUGAUGUUAUUGGUGCCUGUGGUGUUGAUGAUGUUGCUAAUGUUAUUGAUGCUGUCAUUCAGAUGUGUGAUGGUUCUUGA
This is a messenger RNA of Musca domestica (house fly), 2070 nucleotides long. RefSeq lists its product as uncharacterized. Lineage: Eukaryota; Metazoa; Arthropoda; Insecta; Diptera; Muscidae. The record is from RefSeq and is a predicted model, not a curated record. The coding region runs from base 1 to 2070 and encodes 689 amino acids. The transcript has 5 exons.